Psilocybe cubensis is the source of this 618-nucleotide messenger RNA. RefSeq lists its product as uncharacterized. Gene Ontology annotation, cellular component: nucleus; CHRAC. The transcript has 4 exons. Gene Ontology annotation, molecular function: protein heterodimerization activity. Lineage: Eukaryota; Fungi; Basidiomycota; Agaricomycetes; Agaricales; Agrocybaceae. The record is from RefSeq and is a predicted model, not a curated record. The coding region runs from base 1 to 618 and encodes 205 amino acids.
AUGUCCAGCUUGGCCAAAGAAGAAACGCAACUUCAAACGGAAGAUAUUGAAACUACCGAACCUGAACUGGUAUACGAUGAGGAAGAAGAGAUAGAGGCACAAGAAUCGGACACAGAAUUACCAGUUGCAGUCACUGAAGUUCAACCAAAGAAACGCGAAAAAAGGGAAGCUGUUGAGUUAGAAAGAGAACCAGGGAAAACCCUCCUCCCAUUUUCAAGGGUACAAAAGAUAAUCAAGGCUGACAAGGAAAUCCCAAUUGUCGCAAAGGAAGCCACCUUCUUGAUUGCGCUUGCCACGGAAGAAUUUAUCAAGCGUUUAUGCGAAGCGAGUCAGCAUGUUGCCCACCGGGAAAAGCGGUCUACGGUGCAACAUAAAGACCUCGCAACUGUUGCACGUAGAGCAGACGAAUUCCUCUUUCUCGAAGAAAUAAUGCUGUGGACAUCAGCCGACGCGCCUGCUAAGCGAACCAAGCCAAAGACGACUGUUGGUGGAAAGACUACUAUGUUAGAUAAAUUUGUUACGAAAGAUGCAGAUGAGGAUGGGGAAGAAGAAGAAGUAAUUAUGAACGAGGAUGGAACUAUGUACGCCGCAAAUGCAGCGGUUGAAUACGAAUUGUGA